Molecule: messenger RNA, 1282 nt
Organism: Danio aesculapii
Lineage: Eukaryota; Metazoa; Chordata; Actinopteri; Cypriniformes; Danionidae
Product: somatostatin receptor type 2
Exons: 1
Coding region: 100-1137 (345 amino acids)
Biological process (GO): regulation of insulin secretion; neuropeptide signaling pathway; cellular response to glucocorticoid stimulus
Cellular component (GO): neuron projection; membrane
Molecular function (GO): neuropeptide binding; somatostatin receptor activity
Source: RefSeq, a predicted model, not a curated record
UAUUUGUGUGUGUGUGUGUGUGUGUGUUGAAGACCAACCGGGGAGGUUCUUGAAACAUUGAAGCACCAGGUGGAUGCACUUCUUGUUGCAAGCUUGAAAAUGGAAACAGAACCUUUGGGAAUGUUUCUGGACAAUGCAUCAGUUCUGGAUGUGGAUCGAGGAAUAAUUAACAACGUUUACAUCCAGCAACACUUUGACGCUUUUAGCGUCACCAUCGCCGUGCUGUAUUUAGCAGUAUGCAUUGUGGGAUUGGCUGGAAACUCGCUGGUCAUCGUGGCGAUUUUGAAACUGGAUAAAAUGUCUUCGGCGACCACUGUGUAUAUAUUCAAUCUGGCGUUGGCUGAUGGACUCUUCAUGGUCGGACUGCCGUUCAUCGCUAUACAGAACUUCCAAGAUCAAUGGAUUUUCGGAGGCGCGGUUUGCAAGCUGGUUAUGAUUCUGGAUGGCAUCAAUCAAUUCACAAGUGUUUUCUGCUUGACGGUGAUGAGCGUUGAUCGAUAUAUGGCGCUGGUGGAUCCAUUACGCUUUGCACGUUGGCGGACGCCAAAAAGAGCCAAGAUUAUCGCCGCGUUGAUGUGGUUCAUUUCAUUAUUUCCAGUUCUUCCAAUGGCAAUUCAUUUUUCUGCAGAUUACGGUUUGUGCACCGUUGACCCUCACGUUGCAUCUGACUCUUGGUGGUUGGCCUUUCUCAGCUAUACAUUCGUAUUAGGCUUCGCUCUACCGUUCACAAUAAUGAUCGUGUUUUACACAGCGCUCGUCGUGACUUUAAGAAACGCCAGGCAGACUUCAGCAUCUCUGGAGAAUCACCACUUGGAGAAACAAGUCACCAAAAUGGUAGUGGCGGUCGUUUCGGUGUUCGGCGUCUGCUGGUUGCCGUUUUACGUCUUCAACUUCUGCUCGCUGCACCAAAUGGACCUGGUUCUGGAUUUCACCCGUGGAUUUGAGUUUGUGGUGUUACUGUCGUACUCCUGGAGCUGCGCCAAUCCUAUAUUAUACGCUUGUUUGUCGGAAACGUUUCGAAGGCAUUUCCGUGUCCUCCUGUGUCCUCAUAAAAGCUCCCCGACGCCCUGCGAAAGAGACACUGAAGGCUACGUUCUGCACGACACCAACGCACAAGGAGCUAGCGUGCUAGCGUAAUGCAUUUUGACUUUAAAUAGGAGAAUCUAGAGCGUCAGUCUUAUGUUGAACGAAUGUUGGGUUCCUCAUAAUUCCGUCAUGUUGUCUUAACACAAAUCGAUUAGGUUAAAGUUAUUGUUUUAACAAAUUUAAGUGGAUUAAACAU